AUGGAUGUUGUGGGAGUUUCUUCUGACGAAAAAAGCAUUGGAAUUAAAGCAUUGGAACUGCAGCUUUUGGCGAAAGAUGGUGAAUUUGACAGAAAUGGAAAAAAGAUGGAUGGCGAUAAUUACUAG
Molecule: messenger RNA, 126 nt
Organism: Funneliformis mosseae
Lineage: Eukaryota; Fungi; Glomeromycota; Glomeromycetes; Glomerales; Glomeraceae
Source: the annotation of a GenBank genome assembly